AUGAACCAACCUGUCAUCCUUUAUGCCUUAGAACGGCGCCAAAACGGCGCCAAGAAUGUGUUUCUCACUAAGUCAGAUGUAGAGGGCAUCAUCCGGAUCAAGCAGGGCGACGAGCAGGCGCCCUCAGGCCGGCGGCGGCGGGGUGCGGGAGGGGGGGCGGCAGUGCAGGGCGGCGCCAAGAACUACAGCAAGAAGGUGCUGCAGUUUUUCCAGGUGCUGAAGGGCGCUGGCGGUCAGGACAUCCUGUGCCGCUGCGUCAAGCGCAGCGGAGAGUGGCGGUGGUGCCCCGUGGUGCCGCUCGAGGAGCUGCCCCGAGUGAUCAAGGAGCACCACGAGCGGGCGACUGGCUUCAGCGGUGUGGAGAAGCUGUACACACAUCUGGGCCGCAACCGCAUCGUGUGCCGCGUGGUGGAGAUCAAGCGGCCCUUUGGCGUGACCAUGUACCGGCUGCGGAGCGGAGCUGGAGUGGUGGAGGGUAUGCAUCAGGCCAGCAGGCUAUCUAAGGCGCCACCCAGCCUGGCCAGCGAGCUGACCUUCAGCGGCACGGCGCAGCGAGGAGUGCCUGUGGUGUCUCUCAAUGUGGCGAUGGCGGCGCAGCCCGGCGGCGGCAAGGCAGCCGUGCGCUGCGGCUGCCGCGGCGCCUGCACCCGGAACUGCAGCUGCAAGAAGAAUGAAUUCCAGCCGCUGGGGCCAGGGCAGGGCGAGUCCUUGCUCUACAACCUGUAUGCCAACACGUCGUUGUAUGGCGUGUUCAUUGCGGGCCUUUCGUUUGGCACGCCGCCGCAGCCGCUCAACGUCAUGAUCGAUACCGGUUCUGGCGUCACGCACCUGGCUGGCGCCGGCUGCGGCAGCACCUGCGGCCUGGGCCUGAGCGAGGCAGACGGCUACAACCUGUCUGCGAGCAGCACGGGGGUGGUGGUGGGGUGCGGCGACGAGUGCGGCUGCAUGCAGUGCCAGUGCGACACGCUGGGCUCAGGGGAAGCCUCGUGCAGCUACCAGCUUUUCUAUGGCGAGUCGCUGCUGGAAGGGCGCCUGCAGAUUCUGGAAUCGUGGCCUUACCUUUCCGACGGCUCCUCCAGCAGCGGCCUGCUGGUCAGCGACCGCGUGACGCUGGCCAAUGGCAGCGGCUUCGAUGUCGACAUGAGGUUUGGCGUGGAGCAGCGGCAGACGGGCGUGCUGCAGAGCAUGGGGCUGGUGGGGCUGCUGGGCCUGGACCGCUCCUCCACCUCCUUUGUCGGCCAGCUGCGUGAGCAGAACCUGAGCAACCGCGUGGCGUUUGCCACCUGCUGGGAGCUUGACUUUAACGGCACGCAGCAGGGCAGCCCCGAAACGGUGGCCAACUCCUACCUGCUGCUGGGUGCCCCCGACUCGAUGCUGGAGGCGCUGGAGCCGCAGUGGGCGCCAGCCCUGCCCGGCUCCAAGUGGAAGGUGCAGCUGGAGGGCAUCGAGGUGCGGGGCGAGGGCGGCGGCACCAUGGAGCAGGAGCUGGCGGACGACUUCCUGCUGGGGGAGGAUGAUGUCGUCGUUACUGUCGACGGCGGCGGCAGCAGCAGCAGCAGCACUAGUAGCAGCAGUGGCAGUAGUAGCGGCAGUGGCAGUAGCAGCGGCAGCGAAAGCAGCAGCAGCGGCGCAUCCUUCUCCGAGACGGGCAACACGAUUGUGGACAGCGGCGCCACCUACACGCGCCUGCCCGAGGCCGCCUACGACCGCCUGCAGCAGCUGGUCAUUGCGGCGGCGGCGGCGCGGGGCCACACCGCCCUCGUCUCCAACCGCAGCUCCACCACGUGCUGGGAUGGGCUGACACCGGGGGCCCUGACCAGCAACGCCACCGAGCUGGCGCUGGCGUUUCCCGAGAUAGAGUUCCGGUUUGGCGGCAACGCCUCGUUUGUGGCCUCGCCCCUGGGGUACCUGGUGGCGCCAGACACAGGCGGCGCCCACCUGGUCUGCCUCUCCAUCUUCCCCUGGCGGGACCCCGUGGUGCUGCUGGGCGCCCGCCUACGGCAGCGGGUGCUGACGAUACACGACGACACGGGGGAACGGGUGGGCUUUGCGGCCGCCGACGACUGCCAAGAGCUGGCGGCCCUGUGGGCGGAAGCGGAAGAAUCCUGA
Chlorella variabilis is the source of this 2109-nucleotide messenger RNA. RefSeq lists its product as hypothetical. The coding region runs from base 1 to 2109 and encodes 702 amino acids. Gene Ontology annotation, molecular function: aspartic-type endopeptidase activity. The record is from RefSeq and is a predicted model, not a curated record. Gene Ontology annotation, biological process: proteolysis. Lineage: Eukaryota; Viridiplantae; Chlorophyta; Trebouxiophyceae; Chlorellales; Chlorellaceae. The transcript has 7 exons.